Messenger RNA from Penicillium bovifimosum, 189 nucleotides. RefSeq lists its product as uncharacterized. The transcript is spliced from 2 exons. The coding region runs from base 1 to 189 and encodes 62 amino acids. NCBI's taxonomy places the organism in Eukaryota, Fungi, Ascomycota, Eurotiomycetes, Eurotiales, Aspergillaceae. The record is from RefSeq and is a predicted model, not a curated record.
AUGCCUGUUACGGACGCACUCCCAGAGCCACCUCUCACCCCAGCCGAGCGGGCUAUUGUUAAGUCCUACGGCGGCUGGACUGCCUUCAUGCACAGCUUCGGCCUGAAACCUUUCAUAGAGGAGGACGCCGAGGAAGGAAAGAAGAUCCUGGAGGCAUUUACUCAACCGGAUGAAGAAGAAGACAACUAG